Messenger RNA from Cornus florida, 868 nucleotides. Its product is annotated as methyl-CpG-binding domain-containing protein 4-like. Gene Ontology annotation, molecular function: zinc ion binding; DNA binding. The transcript has 2 exons. NCBI's taxonomy places the organism in Eukaryota, Viridiplantae, Streptophyta, Magnoliopsida, Cornales, Cornaceae. The record is from RefSeq and is a predicted model, not a curated record. The coding region runs from base 177 to 686 and encodes 169 amino acids.
UCGGGGUAGGCAGGGUAAAUGGCACAAAAUUUAUUUCUUUUUAUGUUUUUACCAAAUUAGUGCAGAAACAAUCUCAUUCCUUUUUCCAAUUCCAAAUCUCAGAAGAAUUUGGUUACAAACAAAGCUUAAAUCAGUGCUAUCCGUCACAGAGAGAGAGAGAGAGACUUUGCGUGGUAAUGGACGACAGCCGCCCGAGAAGUUCUAAGAAAUUAUGUGCCGGGGACAGCUCAAUUGAUGAAUAUGCUGUACAAUGUGGGAAUUGCUUUAAAUGGCGGCUAAUACCUACACAAGAAGAGUUUGAAGACAUCAGAAGUAGAUUUGUAGAGGAUCCAUUUUUCUGCAACAAGAAACCUGGUGUUUCUUGUGAGGACCCAGCUGAUAUCGAGUACAAUGCCACUAGAACCUGGGUCAGCGACAAGCCAAACCUCCCCAAAACCCCAGCCGGAUUUCGCAGGGAGUUGGUACUCAGAAAAAAUUACUCCAAAUUGGAUGCCUACUAUGUUACUCCCGCUGGAAAGAAGGUGAGAGCCUCUACUGGAAUACCGUCAUUAUUAAAAGAAAAUCCAGAAUACAAAGCUUUAUCCAUUUCAGACUUCUCAUUUACAACUCCAAAAAUAAUGGAAGACACUAUCCCUGAGAAUGUUGUGAGAGAGAGAUCUGCGAGUAGUCAUAAGAGAAAACAUUGAGAGAGUAAUGUUUGGGAAUGUUUGAGAGAUUUGUUUGUAGUAGUGUGAGAAGUUCCGUUAGAGUUUUCUUUCUGGAGUAAAUUUGCAGUUGACCAGCAUUUCAUAUUAUUUCAGGUAAAAGACUGCUUUCAUGUAGAUAGAAAUGCAUUUGAUGGAGCAAACUCUCUUACAAUGCUUAGCAA